UGUUGUUCGGACUGAGGUUAUCGCGCUUGCAUCAAAAUGGUACCGAUGAGAAAUGGGAAGUGAAAAAAAUGCUGUGACGGAGAAGGAUCAUUUUACUCAUCGUUUUAUUUUAACGUAUAUUUUUAUAUAAGAUUAAGAGUAUUAAAUAUAAUUCAUUACGAUGUUCAAAACAUCAAUUUUUAUAUUUUUAAUGAAUAUCGCCUAUAUAUAUUGCCAAGAUAUUGACAUUGAUAGAAAUGGUUACAUCGCCUAUUGUCCUUGUAUGGGACGUUUCGGUAAUCAAGUAGAUCAUUUCUUAGGAGCUUUAGGAUUUGCCAAGGCUUUGAAUCGUACUCUACUGUUACCAGCGUGGGUCGAAUUUCGUACAGGAGAAAUGAGAUCCAUACAAGUACCUUUUGAUACUUAUUUUAAUAUUUCACAAGUACAAAACUGCCACAAAGUAUUAUUGAUGGAAGAUUUUAUGAGGGAUCUUGCACCGAAAGUUUGGCCACUUGAAGAAAGAGUAUCAUUUUGUUAUUCACUGCGCACGGGAAGUGAGGAAAAGUCCUGCAAUGCAAAACAAGGAAAUCCGUUUGGUCCCUUUUGGGAUACGUAUAAUAUAGAUUUUGUUCGAUCAGAAUUUUAUGGUCCGCUCCAUUAUGAUGUAUAUCAUACUGACAUGAAGGUGCAGUGGCGAAAACGUUAUUCAGCCGCAACUUGGCCUGUACUAGCAUUCACAGGUGCGCCUGCCAGUUUUCCAGUACAAUAUGAAAACAAGCAUCUACAGAAAUGUCUCACUUGGAACAAUGAUAUACUUAAUAAAGCGAAAACGUUUAUAAAAGAAAAAUUACCAAAAGGAGCAUUUGUUGGCAUACAUUUGCGGAAUGGAAUUGAUUGGGUACGCGCUUGCGAACAUAUAUCAUUCACGCCUAAUCUCUUCGCUGCGCCUCAGUGCCUUGGAUAUCGCAACGAACGUGGCAAAGCAACCAUGUCUAUGUGCUUACCAUCGUUCGAAUUAAUAGUACGUCAUCUGAAACGUGUCAUUCGUAAUGGCAAUAAUAUCAAAUCGGUAUUUGUGGCAUCCGACAGUAAUCACAUGUUGGAUAAACUUGGAGAAGCUUUAGCACGUAUGAAGAUACCAGUAUUUCGACAAGAACCGCCGGCAUCGCCUCAUUUGGAUUUAGCAAUUCUUGGAAGAGCCAACUAUUUCAUAGGAAAUUGCAUUUCUUCCUUCACCGCUAUUGUAGCCAGAGAAAGAGAAGUCAAGGGAUUUCCAACAUUUUUCUGGGGCUUUCCUAAUGAAAAAGCUUUCAUAUCCCAUUCAGAAUUAUAAUUUUAUAAAAUGUGCUACAAAUAAUAAAUAAAUUUUUAUAACUUUAUAAUUUAAUGUAUUAAUAAAUUAAUAAUUAACAUCUCAA
This is a messenger RNA of Cataglyphis hispanica, 1397 nucleotides long. RefSeq names its product GDP-fucose protein O-fucosyltransferase 1 (gene O-fut1). The coding region runs from base 161 to 1312 and encodes 383 amino acids. Gene Ontology annotation, biological process: Notch signaling pathway; protein O-linked glycosylation via fucose. The record is from RefSeq and is a predicted model, not a curated record. NCBI's taxonomy places the organism in Eukaryota, Metazoa, Arthropoda, Insecta, Hymenoptera, Formicidae. Gene Ontology annotation, molecular function: peptide-O-fucosyltransferase activity. The transcript has 5 exons.